This is a messenger RNA of Epinephelus fuscoguttatus (brown-marbled grouper), 1135 nucleotides long. It is a transcript of the gene tsen15, whose product is annotated as TSEN15 tRNA splicing endonuclease subunit. Gene Ontology annotation, biological process: tRNA splicing, via endonucleolytic cleavage and ligation. Bases 97 to 552 code for a protein of 151 amino acids. The record is from RefSeq and is a predicted model, not a curated record. Gene Ontology annotation, molecular function: nucleic acid binding. The transcript has 4 exons. Lineage: Eukaryota; Metazoa; Chordata; Actinopteri; Perciformes; Serranidae.
CAAACCUGAAAACAGAGCUCACACAUGCCGUGACAGCAGCAAUAUGUCCUGACAUUAGACCGUGGCUAAUGAGACAGUUAAGGUUUACUAAUUAAAAUGUCGGAGGCUUCACACAGAGCAGAGAAACCUCCACCUCCGAACUGGAUCCUUCAGCAUCCGGCGUAUCUGCAAAUGAAGAGUCUAGAGGUUGAAGACAGUGAACAGCUACACGCAGCUUUCCUCGUGUACAUGGAUCUCACUGAGGUGCGUCAGUGGAAAGAGGUGUCUUGUGUCAAGAGCCCUGAGCUGCAGAUGGUUUUGCUUGAAGCGAGGGAGAAGGAAGAAACCCCCGUCCAGACGAUUCUUCCACUUCCUGUUCACCGAUCUCUGAGUCACAAAAGCAUACGUCACGUGCUGGACAGAGGCUUUCCUAUGUUGCUGUGUGCCGUAGCUGCUGACUCCACCUUGGUCUACCAGAGGAUGACUGACGGGUUGGUGACGCCAGACCCUCCUGUUGGACCCUUCCAGGAUUUAGGACGCCGGCAGCACAGGAAGAGACGGCAGAAGCACUGACCAGCUGGGGAGAGGACACCUUGCUGUUGUCGGUGAAACACAGUCGAUCAGUUGGUCCGUCUGUUUGUGUAAGCUGCUCCUAAAAGAGAGCAUGGCAGCCGGUGCAAAUGGUGCUCUCAGUGAGAAACAGAAACUUGCUUUUGGUUUCGGACUCCUUAAAGAGAGAUUCGUGGACAGUGUGCUCACACCACCGUACACCUCACAGUUUGUGGUCGCAUGCCUUCCUCAAAGUCUUUGAGCAGGACCUGAUGAGUUGGAUCCCAGGGAAUCCACAGGAUAUUCUGGAUAAGUAACUAUUAGAGCCUGACCGAUACUUGAUUUUUUUCUGUUGUUGUACGCAGCUAUUUGCCUGCAGGAAUGUCUAAUGAGCGAGUAAAGUUAGCUAACGCUAGCAGUUUGCUCAUCCACGAAUGCCUGUGAAGUGCGUGUGUAAUAACAUAUGGCUGUAUUACUAUAUAGGCAAAUCCAUUUAAAGUAAAGUCAUGGAAAUGGGGUAAAAUUUUAUGAAAAGUGAUGGAAUUUUUUUUGAAAAUUAAUUGGUAAAAAGACGUGGUAACCCUGUAUAUGGUUGAGCAUAUUUCAU